Messenger RNA from Cantharellus anzutake, 980 nucleotides. RefSeq lists its product as uncharacterized. The transcript has a single exon. The record is from RefSeq and is a predicted model, not a curated record. NCBI's taxonomy places the organism in Eukaryota, Fungi, Basidiomycota, Agaricomycetes, Cantharellales, Hydnaceae. The coding region runs from base 124 to 900 and encodes 258 amino acids.
CCAAACAGGUGAAAAUAAGCGUAUAUAAAUACUCAAACCUUCGGAAGUUUAACUUAUCUGUAGUACCACAUCACCAUCUCGCCCCCCAUUUGAGCACCGCUUUCUACUGGUCUUCAUCAUACCAUGGCCAGGAUCGACCAGCCCAUUCUCGUCGACACCGAGGACCCAGAAUAUUACGCAGAGCUUCUCUCCGAGACUUGCCCAAAUCGGUGCCUACUGUCCAAUGAAACACUUUGUUCAGACAUCCCCGGCGUUCAGGGUGUUGAUGACCCCUCUUCCCGGCGCCUACAGACACUUCUCGAUGUAGUCGCCGAUAUCUCACUUCGUAAACAAGGAAAUGCCUCCGCUACGAUGGCCUGCAUAAAGGCCAAUAAGGGCGCUCUAGAAACGCAAGUAUACAUCGCUUUCAACCACAAUGAUGAUGGCGCAGCUAGCAAUUGUCCCGUUCACCUACAGUCCAUCUUUGAUAGGCUUUCCUGUGUCCCCUACAGGCCACAUGUAGUAGCCGGCUCCCCGAAGGGAAUCUCGAGCGAGUUAGAGGGGAGCUUAUUCGAAGUCUGUACAGCCAUUCACAAUUACUCAUUUGACCUUUUUGCGUAUCGCGUUAACAAGCGCAAGCACAAGCUUUCCGACAUUCGGAGCUACAUUGAGCAGGAGAAGCGUCAAUUCAAUUCCCGCCAGCGUUCCAUGUUGUUGGAGUUCUUAUUGCAUGUGGAGUCCAUUAUUAAGGUUGUUACCAAUGCACAAACAACGAAGCAACUUUCUAGCGAUUUUAUACGCGUGCUUGUACAGACGUAUUCGUUCUGGACGACGAACGGCCUUCUUCCCCAAGAAAGGCUCGCCGGAGAUGUGGUUACAUUGCUUGACCACGCGGAUGCGUGGCUGGCUGAUAGUGCGUGAUAUGACACCUAGAUGGUCACUCUCACCUUAAUCUACAUCUUUUUAGCCCACGGCAUAGGUUUCCGGCUUCGGCGUUGGGC